AGCAAACAUACUCCUUUACUCCACAGCACACGUCAAAAAUGCCGAGAGAGCCGGACUCACUAAAUCAACACCGUGCAAACUGGCCUGAGGGAAGUUUCCUGACCAAGAAGACCAAAUGGCUCCAAGGACUCAUUAUAACAAUUUACUUUUCUUAUUUGAGACGUGCUUUAGCGCAUCCUCAGUGUCUGGACUUCCAGCCACCUUUCAAACCAACUUCACACCUCGAGUUUUGCAGGCACUAUGAGAAAUUUGGUUGUUGUGACCAGAAAACGGACAGCAAUAUUGCUAUGAGAUACUGGGAUAUAAUGGAUCUGAUUGGCGAAGAAGCGUAUACAGUGUGCGGUGAUUUGGUAAAGGACAUUAUGUGUCAGGAGUGUUCUCCUUAUGCUGCACACCUUUUUGAUGCUGAAGACCCGUAUACUCCAGUGCGCCACCUGCCCGGACUGUGUUCCUCUUACUGCUCAGACUUCCACAGCAAGUGCCAGUCUGUGGUCAAGUAUCUAACCAACAGCCGGACCCUGCAGGAGACAUGCGAAACAGACCCCUUGCAUUUCUGUAACCUCAUUAAUCUCCCCGACCAAGACUAUUGCUACCCUAAUGUUGUGAGUAACAAUGAUCUGUAUAGCAGUCUGGGCAAGGUGGUGGAAGACACCAGAGGCUGCUUUCAGCUGUGCUUGAUGGAAGUGGCCAAUGGGCUGAGGAACCCUGUGCUGAUGAUCCACAGUGGAGAUGACACACACCGCAUGUUUGUGGCAGAGCAGAUAGGAUUUGUAUGGGUCUACCUGAGAGACGGCAGCCGCCUGGAGCAGCCCUUCCUGGACAUCAGUGGGGAGGUGUUGACCACGCCAUGGCUAGGAGAUGAACGAGGUUUCCUGGGUCUUGCUUUCCAUCCGAAUUACAGAAAAAAUGGGCGCUUUUACAUCUACUACUCCAUUUUGACCAACGGCAAACUGGAGAAAGUCCGCAUCAGUGAGAUGAAAGUAUCAGCUCAUGACAUGAACAUUGCAGACCCCUAUUCUGAGAGAGUUCUUCUUGAGAUUGAGGAGCCUGCAGCAAACCAUAAUGGCGGGCAGAUUCUGUUUGGUCUAGACGGAUAUCUGUACAUUUUUACUGGAGAUGGCGGGAAAGCAGGAGACCCCUUUGGCAGGUUUGGAAAUGCCCAAAACAGAUCAGCACUGCUGGGAAAAGCCCUUCGAAUUGAUGUGGAUGGCAGAAGUAUAGAUGGGAAGCCCUAUAGGAUUCCUCUAGACAAUCCCUUUCGGAAACAUCCUGAUGCAAAGCCAGAGGUCUACGCGUAUGGUGUGAGGAAUAUGUGGCGCUGCUCGGUGGAUCGAGGGGAUCCGCUGACUCGUUACGGCAGAGGGAGAAUCUUCUGUGGAGAUGUGGGUCAGAAUCGCUAUGAAGAGGUUGACAUCAUUGUCAAGGGAGGAAAUUAUGGAUGGAGGGCAAAAGAAGGCUUUGAAUGCUUUGAUAUGAAAUUAUGCCAGAACUCUUCUCUAGAUGAUAUCCUUCCGAUACAUGCCUAUGGACACCAUGUUGGGAAAUCCGUAACUGGAGGUUAUGUAUAUAGAGGAUGCGAAUCACCAAAUCUCAAUGGGCUCUACAUAUUUGGAGACUUUAUGAGCGGACGAUUAAUGGCUCUGGAGGAGGAUAAGAAAACUGGGAGCUGGAAGGAAAAGAAUGUGUGUAUGGGCGACACCAAAACCUGCUCUUUUCCUGGCCUUAUAAAUCAUCACCACAAGUUCAUCAUCUCAUUCGCUGAGGAUGAAGCAGGAGAACUUUAUUUUCUGGCGACCUCCUACCCCAGUGCAAUGUCUCCAUUUGGCACCCUUUACAAAUUCGUGGAUCCGUCCAGGAGGGCUCCUCCAGGAAAAUGCAAAUACAAGCCACUUCCUGUAAAGGUCAGAGGGAAGAAAGUGCCAUUUACGCCUAGAGAAUUGACUGUGCUUGGCAUAAGUGAAACACCUACGAGAUCCCCACUGGAAAGGAUCAUACGGCCCACUAAACCACCAGGCACGCGCCAGCCCACAAGAGCCAAACCCAGCACAUCUGCAGCAAAGAAAAAAAAAACAGGCCCAACCACUACAGCAAAAUUGAGCCAAGAAAAGUCCAAGAAGGCCACUCAGCAAAACGAGAAAAAAGUGAACGUGAGCACAAAAACACAAAAGAAAGUUCCUGCCCACAAGAAAUUAAUGCUUCAAUCCAAGAAGGAUAAAAAAGCCCCUGUAAAACCAUCCACUGUAAAACCCAAAGCGUCAAUUAAAGGAGCUCCAGAGAAAAAGAACAUCAAACCACUUAAACCUCAAACGAAACCAAAAGCGGUGCCAAAGCCCAAUGUUUGGUUACAGAAGACUAAAAAGAAUGGACAAGAAAUGAAGAAACCUGUGAAGAGCCAACCUGAGGGGACUGUUACUAAAAAGACCCAAGCAAGCAGCAAAAAGACAAAAAACAGCAUUCUCGCAAAGAAGAAAAAAGCUGUUUAAAUGAGCGCGCAUGUGGUGUAGUAAUUAGACGGUAGUAAUGUAGCGCAGUAAUGAGAAUUCAAAGAUAGCCCGUUCAACAAUGUAUCAAUGAAGUUUUUGGCUCUGAGGUCAGUCAGAUGUGUGAUGUGAAAGGCCAAAGAGAAAACCACAACAGUCCUGCUCCAGCGGUUGAUUCCCUUUAGCAUGCAACACGGGAGCAUUCUUCAGAUGCUGAGCUUAUUUUUGGAAUGCGGUCGAGUAAUUAGUUCGGAUCUCUAUUUUAGAUCAAGACUAAAAUUAUAUAGAGAAAUUCUAAAUACAAAAACGAGAAUGCUGUUGAAAGACCUUCUUAAACAUAACUCUUUGAAACUAAAAUACGUCGCAUUGUAAAAUGUGUAAUUUUAUGGCAUACCUAAGGAAGCCUAAAGUGCACAUUUCUGAAAAGUAAGUGGCAUUGCAUUUCCCUUAAUAGACACAGACA
Molecule: messenger RNA, 2943 nt
Organism: Danio aesculapii
Lineage: Eukaryota; Metazoa; Chordata; Actinopteri; Cypriniformes; Danionidae
Gene: hhipl2
Product: HHIP-like 2
Exons: 9
Coding region: 39-2483 (814 amino acids)
Source: RefSeq, a predicted model, not a curated record